This is a messenger RNA of Malaya genurostris, 2132 nucleotides long. Its product is annotated as transmembrane protein 235. The transcript is spliced from 6 exons. The record is from RefSeq and is a predicted model, not a curated record. The coding region runs from base 572 to 1450 and encodes 292 amino acids. NCBI's taxonomy places the organism in Eukaryota, Metazoa, Arthropoda, Insecta, Diptera, Culicidae. Gene Ontology annotation, cellular component: membrane.
GAGUGGUGUUUAGUUGAGUUUGAUUCGUUGAAGAUGUCGGUUUGAGGUUCGUGACGAGUGCGCACAGAAAUUGAAAAUAAAAACAGAUCGAGAGGGAGAAAAAGAAGAUCGUACCGACAGGGAGAUUCGAGCGGGUGUGCUAACGCGAAACUGAGGAAGUAAACGAAAUUACGGUGUGUUCCGAAUACGGCCCCCGUUGAUUUGCUCUGGUGGUGUGAUCAUACGCUCAGUUCAAAUUCUUCGAGUUUGAUUACUUGAACGUUGAUGCCACUUUAAGGGAAUGGUAACAAGUUCAACAAAGUAUUAGAGAGAAUUUGAAGUGGGAUCCUGUGCUACCAGGGCGUGUGACUGUGUGGUGUGCUGAAGAUUCAAGUCCGGUUCACAGGCCUGCUGAGGAAUUCGCGAUCAAUGAUCACCAGUGAGUGUGGUAGAAUAACCUAGUGAACGAAGCCAGCUUUCCAGUGUUUUGGAAGAUCUGCGUCCACCGCGAGCUGGCAGGCAAGCACUGUGCGUGUGUAGUUGUAGAGAAAGUACCCUAGAAAACCCGAAGUAAGCAACCCUCUGAGUCAAGAUGCCCUGCAGUGCAGUAACGUUGUCUCUCGCGACGAUAUCCGCCAUCAUUGCCGUUGCCCUGCUGGCAAUCGCCUUCUCCACAGAUAAUUGGCUGAGCUACGAAGUGAAGCGGAAUAACAUACAGACAUUUAUAGCCAAGCAUCCGGACGCGUCAUCGCUCACAGAUGCACUCAACAACAGGCUUAUCUACUACACCCGGACACGUGGGCUCUUCCGGUACUGUUACCCGAAAGAGAAACCUCCAGCGUCAGCUGUUCAAAUCUACCUCUCGCCGGUGGAAACGCACUGUUCCAACAUCGACUACUUCCCGCUGACCGAAGAAGACAAAACCUCCACGGCAUUCAACGAAGACAUCAUGGCCCGUCUGCAUCUGGCUCGUUCCGUCAUUGCUGCUUUCAUUCUCAGUUUCAUUGCCAUCUUUUGCGCCUUCUGGACUGGCCUGUCCGGCUGUUGGAAACGUUCGGCCGGUGCCAUUACGGCGACUGCAAUCCUGAUGCUGACUGCUUGCCUACUAGCCGCCGGUGCGAUGGGACUCUGGCAUACCGUCGAGUUCUUCGAGAAGGAAAAGGUCGUCGGCGAUGACUACUAUCAGAGCUGGACAACGGUUCUUCGAGACAACACUCGCAUUUCGUACGAUUGGUCUUACAUUGUUGCUUGGGCCGGCGUUGCAUCCAGCUUGCUAGCAUCGAUCCUCCUUUCGGGAGCUGCCGUUUGCCUGCGAGGUGAACGCGAAAAGGAAGAACAGCUCAACCUCCAGUAUCUGAUGCCAGUGUAUCCCCAGAAACAGCCUCCUUACCCCUAUGGUGGUUUUCCUCAACCUCAGCUCUACCCGCAGCCAUAUUAUCACGGAUCACAGUACGGACCGUACAACUACUAGACGCAAACGGAUGAGUGAUGUUUCUGCAACCUCUGACCUCCCUGAUAUGCUGUUCUUGUUCAUAACGAGUAAAGAUUUACAGACAAAACUCAGUGAGAUCACUCGAAAGAUCCCGAUAACGAUGUGAGAUAGUCUUAUCGCUUAACACAAUCUUUAAACAGGCUCCUUUAGAGUCAAUGAACUCCGAACAAGUCUCCUCAAUAUCUCCAACAAACAGUGCUCGCGCUUUGAUUUUCCGCACAUUUCUUUGAAAUGAGCAGAUGAGUUAUUGUGGGAUAGCGAAAGUACGAAACUUUUACUCAACCGUUUCUUUUUGUUUUUCAUAUACCACCUACCUGGAUAUCGUCUUCCUUUUCCGUAAAUUACUAUUACAAUUUCACAAAACAAAAAACAUGAAUGUUUGUUCAAGUGUCAUUCUAUUGAUCGAGACUAUUCUAUUUGAUUUUAAUUUUAACACUGUCUAUGUUUAAGUUUAGACAUUUAUAUUUUAAAAUUGACGCAAAUCAACGCAACUAGACUGUAAGGUAAGCUGAUUGAUUUUUUUUGUGAAAAAAUGAUGAUAACGACAGGCAAGAAAGUAAAUGCGUAAUGCUCGUUUGUAUUAUGUAUAGGAAGUAAUUUAAUGAUAUGCUUUAAGAAAGAGAACGUCAAGAGAAAUAUAUUUUAGUUAUAAACCGAUAAA